Heterocephalus glaber (naked mole-rat) is the source of this 5762-nucleotide messenger RNA. The record is from RefSeq and is a predicted model, not a curated record. Lineage: Eukaryota; Metazoa; Chordata; Mammalia; Rodentia; Bathyergidae.
UCAGGCCCAAAGUUUAACUUCUCCAAGUCUCAUUUUUCUACCUUUCCUGCAUAAUAAGUUAAUUUGCCUUGUGCUGCCAUGGCUCACAGGAGACUAGGGCUCACUGCAGAAGUUCUAGUAAUGUCCCCCUUCCCUGUUCCUUACGUAUGCCUGCUUGUCCUCUUAUCUCUCCUCCCUCCGUUCUUUGUACCGAGAUGCAUAUUUGUUUUUAAAAUUACAGUUUUAUCACAUGAUAUAUACAGUUUGUAGCUUAAUUGAUACUAUUUAAAUAGAAAUACAAAGGGAUUGAUUUUCCUAUCAUUGUACAAUUUUGACAAGAAAAUGAGAAUAUUGUUUAAUAUGAAGAAUUCUUAAACUUUUCAACACAUUCAGUGUGACACAGCAUUUUUGAAUGUGAAUUUCUAGCACUAAUGUGGCUGUAAACCAUGGUGGACCUUUUAGAGCUUUCAGUGGUAAACAGCUGGCUGUGGCACAUGUCCCAUCCAUUCAGCAGCAGUGCUUUCAAGUGUCAAGAGUUAUAAUUGUGAAUAAGGACCUGAAAGCCCAAACAGCCUAGGCUCAAAAUCCUGGCCCUGGCCCUUAUGAACUGCAUGAUCUUGAGGAAAGUUCUUAACAUCUCUACAUUUUGCUUUCCUCAUUUGUAAAAUGGAAAUAGUAAUAUUGUUUGUAUAGGGGUGUUAGAAGGAAUUAAUGAGUUAGCACAUGAAUAAUGUUUAGAGUACUUCAUGGAAUAAACAAUAAAUAUUACAAUGAUUGUUUUUGUUUUUUUGUGAAGGGAGGUACAGUUUGAUCUAGCAUGAAGGAUCAUCACGUUACUUGACAUUUAGUCAUAUGAAACCAGAUUAAUUUUAGGACUUUUUCUGGGAUAUAAACAUUUAUUUUUAAAAUUACAGGAAUGUAAAAAUGUCUUUUAAGUUGAUGCUUGCCUCUUGAAGCUGCUAGGAAAAUUCCUAAUUUUUGACUCAAUCUAAAGUUCCCUGUAGAAAAACUAACUGCUGAAAACUAAAGAAUAAUUAAGAUUCAUUCAUAAUUCAAAAAUAAAAGGAAUCCUAUAACUGGUAUUUCUCUCCACCUCAUAGUUCUGUAAUUAAUAAAAAUCUGUGUUUAUUUUCAGCAUGGAAGUUUCACUAUGGAAAUCCAUGCUGUCUUGAUUGGCAUCUGCUUUGUCCACCCUGACCCCAUGCUCUAUAACUCAGCCUCACCCACUCUGGAACUUGUUCCUACUUUUUGUUGUUUUGACAACUUCUCUUCCUACCUCUGACUUUAUGGUUCUCUAAACCUAACCUGAGCUCCCAAUUUUGCCUAAUUGGUUAAGUGUUAGGAUUUUCCUCUUAUUCAGUCAAACAUAGCACCUCACUAGAGGUUUGGUUUAGCUGAUCAUUAGCUAUCUACAUUUCACUGGCUCCUGAAGUGUUAGUGCAAGGUGCAGAAUUUUCUGCAAGGGAGUCUGAUGUGAAAACUCAUUUGGUCCUAGAGAGGAAAUGUGGUAUGCCCACUCCAUUCCAGAUUCCCACUUUCAGAGAAGUUUGGAGGUGACCCCCAGGAAAUAUAAUCAGAUAUGAUUUCCUGACUUCGGCUGCAUGUGGACUGAAAGUUGGGUGGAAGUGGGGAUUUGGGUCUGGUUGGUGGAUGAGUUGCUGAGGCAAGGAGUUUCAUUUAUUGCUAGAGGCAUAAUGAUGGGAAGUCUAGCUAUUUUGGAGAGGAUUUGGUCUUUGAAAUCCAUUAGGGGUAGUGCCUAAUCUGCAAGCUCCUCACCAAUCCCAGGGAAGAUCAUUACUUAGGCCCAGUUUUUAGAAGUCUUAACAAUACCAUCUUUACUUUUAAUUAAUUGGCUUCCAUUUGCAAACCCCUUAAGAUUUGCCCCCCACCCCAUAUGUGUGAUUGAGCCUUUUCUGUGAGCUACAUUCUCCAGCCCUUAUUUUUUUUUUUUUUAUUUUGAAAUAGGAUCUCACUAAGUUGCCCACACUGGGAUGGAAUUUACAAUCUUCCUGCUUCAGCUUCCCAAGUAGCUGGGAUUACAAGCAUUGUGCCACUGUGCCAGGUAACCCCUUAAGAUUCUACCUUGAAGCAAAGUAUGAGCAUAUGAAUUGCCUUUGGAUUUGGAGUCCAAUUACAUCCCUAAAACACAUGUUUUCUCCAGAAGCAUUUAUUCUUUGAUAUAUUGUUGGAGCUUUAACACAUGAGUCAACAUCAAUUUCUGACAGUGGCUCAUGAGACCUUCCAAUUGUCCAUCAGAGUCCUAACUUCCUUGUAUGGCAGCUGUGAAAAUAGGCUUCUCGGAUAAUGAUGGCCCUGUUUAUGUAUUUCAUUCUAUUUACCUGUUUAACUGAUCUGAGCAUUAGUUUUGUAUAAAAAUCUUCUAUAAGGCCCUAAGCUCCAGCUCACGGGAUUUCCCCCAGGCUUACCAUCUUGUCAUGUCUUAAAGGUCUUCUUUGGGACCUCUUUAUCAUAUCUUGGCUCCUUCCUGUCUAUUUGUUUGUUUUUAGUACCUGGGAUCGAAGUCAGGUCCUUGCACUUGUGAGGCAGGCGGUGGAACCACUGAGCUAAAUCCCUGGCCCCUUCCUGUUUAUUUGUAUUUGUGCUUCAUCUUGAUGUGACUUUGGAAAAUGUAUUUGGCCAUAUCCAGGAUUACACCUUGGCUUCAAGGUGCUUGGUUUCUACCUUCCAGAAUAGAUAAGAGAGCCCAUACUCACUCUUGCACUUAUUUGUGGUUCUCCAUAAUAUUAUUUGCUAGGCAUAUUGUACUCUUUAUUAUCUGAGCAAUUAGAAAGAAAUCAGGUAAUGAAAUGACAACUGUUUGGUCCCAAAAAUUAUAACUAAGGCAUGUGUACUCUUACUAGAGUACAUUGACUGACAGAGCCUAAAGAAAAAUAGUCACAUGUGAUUUAAGCAUGGAUAUAGAUUUAUAAAGGAAACAUAUGAAAGGGCUUUGCUUUUGGUGUGCAAAAACAACACACCAAUUAACAUGGCACAAUUUAUGUAUAUAGCUAGUGAAGAAAUGCAGAGAAAUUAUCAUGAAAGGAAGAGAUUAAGUGAGAUGGAGUCAGGUCCUUGAACUUGAUCUAUUAGAUAAUAGUAAAUCACUGAAGGUACUAAGGGAUAAAGGAGAGGCAUUGGCAUGGCCAAAAUGAGAAUUAGAGAAAAUGACUGCAGCAUGAACAGUUUACGGAGGUGAGAGAAGUUGGAUUCAGGUCAUCCAUGGAUAUGUGAAUGGAAAGUGGGUGGGUAGGAGGGACAUGAGGAUUCCCACCAUAUUCUGUGGUUUCUUUGAAGAGAAACUGCUAUAGAACAGCAACAGACACAAUGUUGGACUAGAGCUUUCUGAUUUGAAGUUCUUAGAGCCUCCAUGUCUCCCUCUAACCACUCUGCUCUUGGAAGAAGGGACUCCCAGGUUCUCCCAGGCUUGUUUUAUGGUAAUCAGGCAUUUCUAAGAAAAAAGGAAUAGGAGUGAAGAAACAAUAAUGCAAUCCUUGGGAGAUUUGCAUCUCAGUAAAAGCAGCUGGCUUUUAGACCACACAUGGCUCAUUUGCUAUGUGGAGGAGAAAAAAAAAGGAGACAUGCUUCCUAGCCGGAUAUUGGUGUGUGCUUAUACAUUUCAGUAUUUCUCCUGGCCCACCAUCAACACCACCCCUGCUGAAUCCUCCAUGAGUGAAGAUGCUUCAGGUGGUCUACUUUUUUUUUAUUAUUACCUCAGUUGUUUUAAAUUGUGUAGGGAUGAUUAUGAAUCUGCUUAUUACAGUGGUCAUUUACAAGACCUGGGUUAAAAGUCAUAGAAUCUCUUCUUCUGAUAAGAUACUGUUCAGUUUGGGCAUCAGCAGGUUUCUUAUGCUAGGAUUGUUUCUACUGAACCUUUUCUACUUCAUUGUUUUAAAUUCUGAAAGAUCAGUCUACCUUUCCAUAUUUUUUGUGUUGUUUUGGAGGUUUUUGGAUUCCAGCAGUCUCUGGUUUGUGACCUUGCUCAACUGCUUAUAUUGUGUGAAGAUUACUAAUUUCCAACACUCAGUGUUUUUCCUGCUGAAACGGAUUAUUUCCCAAAAGAUCACCAGACUUCUGCUGACCUGUAUGUUGAUUUCUGCCAUCACCACCCUCCUGUAUUUUGGGCUCAAACAGAUAUCACAUUUUCCUAAAUUUGUGACUGGAAGAAAUGGCACAUUGUUUGACUUCAGUGAAGGCAUUUUGACUUUGCUGGUCUCUUUGGUCUUGAGCUCAUUAUUCCAGUUUAUCCUUAAUGUGACUUCUGCAUCUCUAUUAGUACAUUCCUUGAGGAGACAUGUACAAAGGAUGGAGAGAAACUCCACUGGCUUUUGGAAUCCCCAGACUGAAGCUCAUGUAGGCGCUAUGAAGCUGAUGAUCAUUUUCCUUAUCCUCUAUGUUCCAUAUUCAGCUGCUACCCUGCUCUAUUAUCUGCCUUCUUAUACAAGAAUGGGCCCUGGAGUCAGAGCCAUCUGUUUGAUUAUUUCCUCUAUUUACUCUCCAGGGCAUUCUCUUCUCAUCAUUCUUACACAUCCUCAACUGAAAACAAAAGCAAAGAAGAUUCUCUGUUUCAACAAGUAGUGGAAUUUCAUUAGUAAACAUUGUCUUGGGUCUUCUCAUGAUUUGAGAACAAGAGUUUAUAUUAGUGGUUUUCCCAAUGAUCGAAGAAUUUAUCUUUGUGACCCCUUAUCUGAUACUCUAGGCCUUUGAGUCCUUAUAUUUCAGUUAAUUCUGCAUUUUUGGCUAAUAUUUUAAAACAAGGUAUGUUCUCUAAGGAACUUGUUUGAGGCAUUGCUUAUGUAUUUAUUAUAGGCCAGUGGUGGCGAACCUAUGGCACAUGUGUUGUUUUUCUUUUAAGACAAAAAAUGUUAAUGUAUGAGUUGUUUUUUCUAAACUAAAAUCUCAGUAUUCAGGUUUAAUUGCAGUGUUGGGACUUUGUGAUAAAUAAGUUACAGUUAUGGUUACAGUUUGGGCACUCCUUUCUAAAAGGCUCACCAGGACUGAUAUAGCCAUUGUAUUCCUGGCUAAUAGAAAUCACCCCAUUGUUCCAUUAGCUACUGAAGUACAUAUAAUAGGAGGUUCCAUCAAAUUAAGGAAUACAUCAUGGUGCACAUUAAUUAAAUUGUUUUUAAUUUAACUAGAGAGCCCUGACUAAGGGGUCAGCAGUAGGUAAGAAAGUGGUCAUUGAAAGCCAGUAGACUGGCUUACAGUAUAGCAAGAGGGGAGGGGGUGGUGCAGAAAGAAAAGAGAGCUAAAGGCUACAGAGAAAAAAAGGAAAGAAAAGUUAAAAAGAAAUUGGUUUACAUUGUGGGAAAAGAUGGACAAAAGGUCUUCAUAUUUAUUGAGUGAGAAUAAAUGAGCUACUACUAUGAAGAAACCUAGCAUUGGAUUUCUAGGCUAGAUAUGGAAAGGAGAAAAGGGUCAGACCUGAUGAGUGAAGGGAAGUGAUGAAUAAUAAUGAAGCCAAAUCCAAAAUAGUUCCAUGGAUCCUGAAACCCAGGGAUAGCCUAAGGUUGAAAGCAAGUUCCAAAUACUGAAGUCGGCACCAUCAGAGUAAAAAUUUAUAGCGUACUAUAUAUUACCAUAUGAUACAGAAUUCAUUGGAAAGCCAAGAGCAGCCAUUGGACUGGUAGUGGGAGUACUUGACUUUGGUGAACUUAUUUCAUUGGUUUCUGCAUUUAUGCACAACACAGUCCUCCAAGAGAACAGUUUCUGGAACUGGGACAAUAGGAGUUUGGCUACAGAGGAACAAGAGUAUGAAAAUGUAAUGUUAACAAAUUUUGAAAUGG